Protobothrops mucrosquamatus (brown spotted pit viper) is the source of this 1796-nucleotide messenger RNA. Its product is annotated as protein O-mannosyl-transferase 1-like. Gene Ontology annotation, cellular component: endoplasmic reticulum; membrane. The coding region runs from base 16 to 1737 and encodes 573 amino acids. Gene Ontology annotation, molecular function: dolichyl-phosphate-mannose-protein mannosyltransferase activity. The transcript is spliced from 15 exons. Lineage: Eukaryota; Metazoa; Chordata; Lepidosauria; Squamata; Viperidae. The record is from RefSeq and is a predicted model, not a curated record. Gene Ontology annotation, biological process: protein O-linked glycosylation via mannose.
ACUCAAUCCAGAUUGAUGCUGCUGGAGUCGAUUUUAAUUUUUUUCAUCCUGCUGGCUGUUUUGUCUUAUCUGAAGUUUCACAACUCUCAGAAACAAAGCCCUUUUUCUACAAGAUGGUGGCUCUGGCUGUUGCUAACUGGGGUCUCCUGUUCUUGUGCUGUUGGGGUGAAAUACAUGGGCCUCUUCACUUACCUCCUCCUUCUGACCCUGGCAGGGGUCCAUUCCUGGCAGCUGGUUGGUGAUCGCUCCUUGUCCAACGUCUCCCUGCUGUGGCACUUCAUAGCCCGAGGAGUAGCUCUUCUGAUCAUCCCUGUCACUCUCUACCUCUCCUUUUUCUACAUCCACCUGGUUUUGCUGUACCGGUCUGGGCCUCACGACCAAAUCAUGAGCAGCGCUUUCCAAGCUAGCUUAGAGGGAGGGCUUUCGCGCAUCACUCAGGGGCAGCCCUUGGAAGUGGCUUAUGGUUCCCAGAUUACUUUGAGGAAUACCUUAGGCAAACCCUUGCCGUGUUGGCUUCAUUCUCACCGGAAUACCUACCCCAUCAGGUAUGAAAAUGGGCGGGGAAGUUCCCACCAACAGCAGGUGACCUGCUAUCCUUUUAAGGAUGUGAACAACUGGUGGAUCGUGAAGGAUCCUGGAAGGCAGCAGCUGGUAGCUAGCAACCCACCACGACCUGUGCGACACAGCAACAUUGUGCAACUGGUCCAUGGAAUCACCACCCGUUACCUUAACACGCACGAUGUGGCUGCGCCCCUCAGCCCACACUCCCAAGAGAUAUCCUGUUACAUCGAUUACAACAUCUCCAUGCCCGCUCAGAAUCUCUGGAGAGUGGAAAUUAUGAAUCGCGACUCGGAUAAUGACAUUUGGAAAACGAUCCUGUCCGAAGUCAGACUGGUCCACGUCAACACGUCGGCCGUGUUAAAGCUCAGUGGAGCCUCCCUCCCGGAGUGGGGGUACCGACAACUGGAGGUGAUUGGUGAGAAGAUCUCCAAGGGGUACCAUCAAAGCAUGCUGUGGAACGUGGAGGAACACCGAUAUGGAAAAAGCCAUGAACAGAAAGAGAGAGAGGUAGAACUGCACCUGCCUACUCAGAUCAACAUCAGCCAGAACCUCACCUUCGUUGCCAAGUUCACCGAACUGCAGUGGAAGAUCCUUACCCUGAAGAACGAGGACACGGAACAUAAAUAUAGCUCAUCCCCGUUGGAUUGGAUCACCCUGGAGACCAACAUUGCUUACUGGUUCCAUUCCAGCUCAGGGGCUCAAAUUCACCUCCUGGGCAACGUGGUCAGCUGGACAUCGGCCAACGUAGCCACCGUCGUCUACCUGGUUUUGUUCCUGGGGUACCUGCUACGUCGACAGCGGAAUAUCCAGGAUAUCCCCAACGAGACCUGGCAGCAGUGGCUCCUGGCCGGAGGGGUCUGCGUGGGCGGGUGGGCUGUGAACUACCUGCCUUUCUUCCUGAUGGAGAAGACCCUCUUCCUUUACCACUAUCUGCCGGCCGUCACUUUCCAAAUACUCCUGAUUCCCGUCGUUCUGCAGCACACGAACGACUUCCUCUGCAGGUCCAGGCUUUCCAAGAGCAUGCACAGUGCUUUAGUAGCAGCCUGGUUAUCGUCCGUCUACCUUACGUACCACACGUUCCGGCCCCUCACCUACGGCAAGCCGGCCCUCUCCAAAGCCGAGUUACAAGCUCUGCGCUGGAAGGAUAGCUGGGACAUUUUGAUCCGCAAACGCUGAGCGACGCCAAGAAACGGACGAGGGGGCCGGUUUUUGCGACUGGAUAACGAAGAAAAGGA